ACAAGACCUGACUUACAAUCUCCUCUGCUAGCUCUCCUUUCAGUUCCAACCGCAAUGGCUGCCACGAGAACCAUUCUCCUCGCCGUGGCCACAAUGACCAUCCUGAGCACCGCAUCGGCGGCAAUCUACAACGUCGGCGAGCCAGGUGGUGCAUGGGACCUCAGCACCAACUACGGCACCUGGGCGUCCUCCAGGAACUUCCACCCAAGCGACCGGAUCGUCUUCAAAUACUCUCCUCAGGCACACGACGUCCUCGAGGUCAGCAAGGCCGACUACGACUCUUGUAGCACCGCCAGCCCAAUCGCCACCCUCAACUCCGGGAAUGAUGUCGUCUCCCUCACGGCCACCGGUACCCGCUACUUCAUCUGCGGCUUCCCGGGCCACUGCGCCGGGGGAAUGAAGGUGAAGAUCGAUGUCGUGCCGAGCUCCUCUUCUUCCUCGCCUGCCCCGGCCAGCGGUCCCAGUGCAAGUAACGCUCCCCCGCCGGUGCCUGUCUCAGCCGCCACCUCUGUGGCCACCACAGGGUUUGGGCUCGCCAUCUUACUUAUCGUUGCCGGCCUCAUGUCUUGAAUGUAAUUUGCAACGGCAUACACGUGCAAUUUCCAUAUUAGAAGUAGCGAUUACUAGCUACCAUAUAUGCGUAUAUUCUAAAGUGUAGUAAUUAUAGGGUAUGUUGUAUGUAUCGAGGCUCCGCAUUUUUACACAGUAUUUUACCUGAAACAAUUUGAUCAA
Messenger RNA from Hordeum vulgare subsp. vulgare (domesticated barley), 732 nucleotides. RefSeq names its product mavicyanin-like. Gene Ontology annotation, cellular component: plasma membrane. Bases 55 to 570 code for a protein of 171 amino acids. NCBI's taxonomy places the organism in Eukaryota, Viridiplantae, Streptophyta, Magnoliopsida, Poales, Poaceae. The record is from RefSeq and is a predicted model, not a curated record. Gene Ontology annotation, molecular function: electron transfer activity. The transcript has a single exon.